This is a messenger RNA of Penicillium cosmopolitanum, 906 nucleotides long. RefSeq names its product class I SAM-dependent methyltransferase. Bases 1 to 906 code for a protein of 301 amino acids. The record is from RefSeq and is a predicted model, not a curated record. NCBI's taxonomy places the organism in Eukaryota, Fungi, Ascomycota, Eurotiomycetes, Eurotiales, Aspergillaceae. The transcript has 7 exons.
AUGAGAGAAGAUGCAUACUGGAGCCCGGCCGACGAUUUGCAAUUUGAGAGCUUAGAAGCAGGUCAUGCUGUUGCCGUGGUUUUGGAAUCCGAUACACCAAACCCACUAUUCCGAGCCCCUGUCGGAAGUUCGGCGAAGAAUAUUCUUGACAUCGGAACUGGAAAUGGCUUAUGGGCUAUCGACGUUGCAGACAUGUUCCCUCAAGGUGACUCGGAUAUUCGCAAGCCCAUUUCUCAGGCACUAAUAUUUUUCCUAGCUACCGUUCGUGGUGUAGAUAUCUUCCCACCCCCUGUGACAUGGAUGCCACCGAACUGCAUCUUGGAGGUGGAUGAUGUCUUGCGCGAAUGGACCUGGCGUGAGCCGUUCGACUUCAUCCACCUGCGUAUCAUGCUUGGCGCAUUCACAGAGAAAGAGUGGGACAUUGUCUACCAAAAAUGCUACGAAAAUCUCAAGCCGGGUGGCUGGAUCGAACAACUAGAGCUAGAUGCGCAUCUCGAAGCCGACGAUGAAAGUGUCCCGGACGAUAGUAUGGCUGCGAGCUGGGGAGAUGCCACAUUUGGCUGCGCAGAGAGGUCUGGUCGCCGAAUCGACACUCUUAAUACGAUGAGCUCCUCAAUCGAGCGUGCUGGGUUUGUUCAUCUAAAUGAGAAGAGCAACAAGUGGCCCAUUGGUGCCUGGCCUAAAGAUAAGCAGCUCAAGGAGGCAGGGCUAAUGAACUAUCAUAUGUGGUCCGCUGGUUUAGAAGGAUGGGGGAUGUGGCUUCUUACCAGAUUUGGCGCACCAAGUCCGUGGCCUCCAGAGCAGGUACAGACCUACGUUGGAAAAAUUCGGUCCGAAUUGAAGAAUCCUAAGGUUCAUGCCUACCAAAGAGCACGACGUGUUUGGGCCAGAAAGCCCCUCAAUUAG